This is a messenger RNA of Eublepharis macularius, 2976 nucleotides long. Its product is annotated as C-factor-like. NCBI's taxonomy places the organism in Eukaryota, Metazoa, Chordata, Lepidosauria, Squamata, Eublepharidae. The transcript is spliced from 6 exons. The coding region runs from base 152 to 922 and encodes 256 amino acids. The record is from RefSeq and is a predicted model, not a curated record.
UACUGGAAUCGAGCCAACAGCAGCAUGUGAGCUGAUACAGUAGCCAAGUUCUUUAUGCAAGCUGGGUGGAGAAAACUGGGGACUGCAUUUAGCUGAACCAGGCAGGCCCUGCACUCAUCUCCAGGCAACAACUAACGGGCGAGGCACAGAAAUGCUGAAAGCACAGAGUGUCCUGGUGACGGGAUCCAACCGGGGCAUUGGCUUGGAGGUCAUCAGGCAGCUGGCAGGGAACAGCAGUCAUCCAGAAUGGAUCUUUGCCACCUGUCGGGAUCCAGAAGCAUCACAUGCCCAGGAGCUGAAGAACCUGGCCGCCAAGCACCGGGGAGUUAAAAUCAUCCAAUUGGAUGUUAUGGAUCCAUCCAGCAUCCAGACUGCUGCAGCCAAAGUCACGGAGCAUUUGCAAGGAACUGGGCUGAAUCUCCUGAUCAACAAUGCUGGGAUUGUAAGGCCUAGCACUGUGGAAUCUGAGACGCCAGAGAACAUGUCCGAGGUGUACAAAAACAACACGAUAGGGCCCAUGAUGGUGAGCCAGGCAUUCCUUCCCUUGCUGAGGAAGGCAUCUCAGGAAAGCCCCCAGAAAGGGAUGAGCUGCAGCAAAGCCGCCAUUGUCAAUGUGUCCAGUGCAAGUGGCUCCAUCACCGAGGUCCUUGGGUGGAAUGUAGGACACAUCAUUAAUUACCGCUGCAGCAAGGCUGCUCUGAACGUGCUCACUCGGUGUCAGGGCCUGGGACUGGCUGAAGACAAGAUCCUUUGCGUUGCGUUGCAUCCUGGAUGGGUGCAAACAGACAUGGGAAAUGCAGAGGGACUAGCCCCAAUGACUGUGGACACAAGUGUACGAGCCAUCCUGAACACCCUCGGCCGUCUAACUGAGAAGGACAAUGGCGCUUUUGUGAACUGGGAGGGGACAGCUGUUCCUUGGUGAGACCCCAACCCCUCAAUUGCAGGAGACAGUGCCUCAUGUGUGAGGAGGAUGUGGGACGCAAGCGCAUGAAUUGCUGGGCUUUCAUCUGCAAUGAAUUUAACAGAACUCGACAAAAUGUCAGAUCUCUCCCUUUGAUACUGAGGCUGGGUGCAAACUAGCACCUUUUAUUUAGCGUGCAUUUUUAAAAAUUGGUCUUUUCAGGCACAUGCCAAUUCCCAAAGCGGUUUACAGCAAUUAAAAUCAGACACACAAUGCCAGUGCUGAGCUCUGAACACAAAUAAAAAUGAAACAAAGGAGGAAGAUCUGUUUUCAUAGUGGUUUCUGCACAGCUAUUUUAUCUGGAAUUACUAUUGUUGGGAGAAGAUUCAGAUGGCAUUACAAACUGUCCUUUUUCAAGAUCUAUCUGCGCUGUUCUGCUCCUCUACUUUAAACUGCGGCAACAACCAUCUACUCCAAGUGCAUUCAUGUGGCUGGAUUUUAUUCAUUCUUGUUAUGAUUAUAAAGUAGAUAAUGCAAAGCAGGAUUCAAUUGAUUUCUUACUAUUCUCAUUCCACUGCCGAUGAAAUUGAUAGAAACCAGCAAUUAACGGAAUAAUUAAUGCAGAUUAAUAUUUUGUUAAAAAUAACGAAGUAUUUUAUUUAACAUAGGGGGGAAUAUCAGGUGAAAUCAGGGGCUGAAAAUUUCUGAGGUAACUCAGUAUAGAUAACUCUGAGGUACAAUCAGUACAUGCACAGACUUUAGUUCUUAGGUUUCAGGCUAAUAAGAGUUUCUUAAGCUAUUCACAAUUACUUAAAUCUUUAUGUUGAGAAGCUUUUGUUUCAGUGUUUUCUCAAACACUCUAGUACACUUUUUUUGAGUAUUCUCUGACUGUUUUGGUUUCUAGAAGGCCGGUACCCUCUUUCCAGUACCCAAAACCCCUUCUCUUGAAACACCAGUACUCGUCUUGAGUUUUUAACUGAUCCUUAAGGUCUCCAAAGGAAGUUUCUAACCACCCCAGACUGGAGAUAUAUUCAGAGCUAACUCCCUGUUUGACUGGGUAGGGAAAUUCUCCUCUCACGAGAAGAUCUACCCCCUUCCUUUGGCCCGAAUGGGAGUCUGGCCAACUUCCCGAACUUCCCUACCAACUUUUCCCCCAGUUCUCCUGUCUGUGUUAAACUGCUCUCAGGUGUCAUGUAUGUCUGUACCCAUCCAUCCAUGCCAAUUUUGAUUCUAAACAUAAUGCUUAAUCCAGUUGUUGUAAACAUAAUCUUGGUGUAACUCAAUUUCCCUUUACUAGUGUUCUAAUUAUUUCUCAGUCUUCACAGGUGGUUAUCUGUUGGACUCCAGUGUUUAUGACCUUGUAUUUUCUCUCAGACUAUGAUAUGUCUUUCUUCCUAGCAACUCAUUGUGAUAUCACAAAUGUUUUCACACAGAAAGAGCGGCAAAGUAUUGUUUAUAAUUGGGAGCGGGGGGGAGAGCAAACUAGAAAAGAGAAGUGUCUCUCACAUGUUCUCAUUCCUGUCAACUUCUACUCAUGCUGCUUAGAUGCCUGUCUUGUUUCUAAGUAGCCCUAUGGACCUGCAUAUGGAAAUGAUCUGAUUUCUGAAUAAAAUCCAUUUGACUAAGUAGUUGUGUCUUACUGCAAAUGGGCCAGAGAUCUGUCUGCUGUAUCCUGUCAUCCAUAGCCUGACAUCAGGCAGGGCUGAAUCUUAAAACUGCCAGUACUCGACCCCUCUCAACUAGAGCUGAAAUCAGACUGCCUUCUCCCCAGCAUUCAGUUCAGAAGUCUUUGUUCAGCUCAUGCUACCCGAUCAGAUUCCUUGGAGUAGCCUGUCACUCAAGGCUCUCUGUUUCUGUGAAGAAUUAACCCUUCACAGUCCUUCAGCUGUUUGUACAGCACAUCCAAGCUUUUAAAAAGUGCAGUCGGUCAUACACAGCUUUGCAUUACAGCAAAAUCAAAAUAUGGAUCUGGCAGCAGUUUAAAGAAUUAACAGAUUAAAAUGUACGAUCCUAUGCAGAGUAACUCGAGUCUUUACCUUUUGAUUUCAUUGUGAAAGGAGUUUUCAUAGACUGAA